GCCCUCGCCGUUUGGCUUAGUCUAGUAAAACAACCCUCCCACGCCCCGUUCUCGAGGUCAGUCCCGGCCACCAAGCCAUCACCUACCCGCAUCGCGGCACGAAAGAAACGAGCACGGCCACGCAGUAUGUCUCUAUCCACCGCGCAAACAGCUGUCUCAACCCCCAAGAAAUCCACCGAGGCGCCGGUCACUGAGAGCCCGGGGACUUGGCGCCAUCCGCGACUCCCAGAGAUCAUCCGCCGACAAGAGGCCACCAACUUUGGCGAGAAGAAUAUCCGGCGUAUUGCUAUCAACGUUGCCGUGUUCGUCGGAACUAUCGUGGCACACGCUCUGCUCACGCGCCUAUUGCCGCCUAAGAAAGCGUUCCCGUACCUUGUGUGGUACUAUUCGCGAUGCGCGUACUGGGUAGUGCUCUCGAUACCUCUCCUUAACAUAGCCGUCAAUUGCCUCCCCCUCGUGAGGCCGAAGGACGAUCUCUCCGACAUUCCCCUGACCCCCGGCCAGCGGCGACUGCUGGGCCUGCCGCCAUCGUCCGCGCCUCCUACGCCGGGCUCCGCCUUCAGCACGCCGCCGCGUUACUCCCGAACCCCCUCAAUCUCCGGGUCGGCAGGUAGCAGGCGCAGCUUCUCGACCUCGCCGCUCUCGAACCGCAGCAUCUCGUCCAACUUCGGCAGCUCCGGCACGCUAACCGGAAACGGGAGCCUGAACGCGAGCUAUCUCGGCCUCGGAUCGCCGGGGAGCCCGCUGCUGCAGAAGGCGAUGAACGGCGCGCGACGUUCCUCCUUCAGCAACUCGCUCGCGUCGAGCACCGCGAGCGCGAGCAUCAUGAACGCGAGCACCAGCUCCUCGUUCUGGGGCGGCGUCCCGGACAGCCCCAGCCCCAGCCCGUCGAAGAGGAUCAAUACCCUAGGCUUGAACAACAAGUGGUUGUACGAGAGAGGGCGGGACCGCAGGAGCUCGGCCAACGCCUGGUUGCAAAACUAGGCACGGGAGCGCCGAUAAUGAAAUGACGAUACACACUCCCAUUGUCGGGGCGUUCGCGGCCGGCAGCUUGCAGAAAGCCCUCAGCAUCAAUAGCGACGUGGUUCAUGUUACAUAUAGUACUCAGCAGGCUAGGCGUUUUGGUCUCCCAA
Messenger RNA from Durotheca rogersii, 1133 nucleotides. Its product is annotated as NPCC-domain-containing protein. Bases 127 to 984 code for a protein of 285 amino acids. The record is from RefSeq and is a predicted model, not a curated record. The transcript has 2 exons. NCBI's taxonomy places the organism in Eukaryota, Fungi, Ascomycota, Sordariomycetes, Xylariales, Xylariaceae. Gene Ontology annotation, biological process: spindle pole body duplication; protein import into nucleus. Gene Ontology annotation, cellular component: nuclear outer membrane; nuclear pore transmembrane ring.